Molecule: messenger RNA, 1098 nt
Organism: Rotaria sp. Silwood1
Lineage: Eukaryota; Metazoa; Rotifera; Eurotatoria; Philodinida; Philodinidae
Source: the annotation of a GenBank genome assembly
AUGUCUGAAGAAUAUUGGAUUAUAUCCGUUCCAGGAAAAUCAACGCCAAGACAAAGUUUUGAUGAAGUUGGUACACUCGAUUCACUUGUUGCACUUUCAGAUGAUCUUGCUAGACUUGAUACAUAUAUCGAAGGAGUUGCUAAAAAAUUAACACACUUUUUCUUUCAUGACAUUCUUAAUGAUGAUCGUAAUCGUCUUGCAGAAAAUCUUGUUGUUGGACCAAAUGGUUUUGAUCCAAUACGAUAUGUUACUGAAUUUCAAUGGGAUCAUGCAAAAUAUCCAACAAAACAAUCAUUAAAAAAUCUCUCAGAAAUUAUUUCAAAAGCAACAACACAUAUUGAGAAUGAACUUAAACUUCGUAGUCAAUCAUAUAAUAAUGUUAAACAAAAUUUAGAAACAUUCGAAAAAAAACAAACUGGUAGUUUAUUAACACGUAAUUUAAAUGACAUUGUAAAAAAAGAACAUUUUGUUUUGGGUAGUGAAUAUUUAAAAACUUUAUUAGUAUGUGUACCAAAAACAUUCAUAAAUGAUUGGUAUGCAAAAUAUGAAACAUUAUGUGCGAUGAUUGUACCACGUACAACGGAAUUAAUAAUACAAGAUCAAGAUUAUGCUUUAUUCACUGUAACAUUAUUUCAAAAAACAGAAGAUACAUUUCGACAUAAAUGUCGAGAAAAUAAAUUUACUGUACGAGAUUUUACGUUUGAUGAACAAGCAUUUACAACUGAACGUGAUAAAAUUCGAGAACUUGAAACUGAACGACAAAAACUUUAUGCUAAUCUUGUUCGUUGGCUUAAAAUUAAUUUUGGUGAAAUUUUUUCAGCAUCAAUACAUAUCAAAGCAUUACGUGUUUUUGUUGAAUCUGUUCUAAGAUAUGGUUUACCAGUAAAUUUUGUUGCUAUUAUUAUUCAUCCAACUCGAAAAUCAACGAAACGUUUGCGCGAUGUAUUUGAUCAAUUGUUCGGCUAUCUUGAUCAAUCAGAUAAAUCAAAAUAUGAUGAACCAAUUGAUAUUCCCGGCGUAUUUUCAUCACAACAAGAAUAUUAUCCAUAUGUUUAUUUUAAAUUAGAUCUUGAUUAUAUCGAUAUGAAUAAAAAAUAA